ACAGAUGGCCAUCACUUCCGGAUUUGCAGUACGCACGUGAGACAGUUGGAAACACGUUUGUUUUGCAACUGUUAUAUUUAUCCAGAUGAAGUAAACAUUAACUGACUGGAAAUCAAGUCGUUGGAAGUAACGUUAGAUAUCUCACAGAUAGGAGAAGAUGGAGGGGAAGGAGCCAAAGAAGGAACAGAAGCGGCACCAGCAGAAGCACAGCGGGCCCAAGGCGGAGAGGAAGAAGAGCAGGAAGCAGCUGGGAACUCCAGCCGGAGAUGACGAGCGCAAGAGGAACCCCAAAGCGUUUGCGGUCCAGUCAGCAGUGCGCAUGGCCAAAACCUUCCACAGAGCCCAGGACCUAAAGGUCAAGAAACAUCACAUACCCCUGGUGGACCGCACCCCUUUAGAGCCUCCCCCGAUAGUGGUGGUGGUGGUAGGACCCCCCAAGGUGGGAAAGAGCACCCUCAUCCGCUGCCUGAUCAAAAACUUCACCCGGCAGAAACUAGCGGACAUCUGCGGGCCUGUGACUAUCGUCUCUGGAAAGAAGAGGCGUCUUACCUUCAUCGAGUGUAGCAAUGACAUCAAUACAAUGAUUGACUUGGCAAAGGUUGCUGACCUGGUGCUGAUGCUCAUUGACGCCAGCUUCGGGUUUGAAAUGGAGACCUUUGAGUUCCUCAACAUCUGCCAGGUGCACGGCUUCCCGCGCAUCAUGGGCGUGCUCACCCACCUGGACUCGUUCCGCAACAACAAGGCCCUUCGCAAGACCAAGAAGCGGCUCAAGCAUCGCUUCUGGACUGAGGUCUACCAGGGUGCCAAACUCUUCUACCUGUCCGGUAUGGUGUACGGAGAGUACCAGACCCAGGAGGUCAAGAACCUGGGCCGCUUCAUCUCCGUCAUGAAGUUCCGCCCGCUGGUGUGGCAGCAAUCUCAUCCCUACGUUGUGGCCGACCGCAUGGAGGAUUUGACGGACCCCGAGAUGGUGAGGGUGGACCCCAAGUGUGAUCGUACUGUAUCUCUCUAUGGCUACCUGAGGGGGACAUACUUGAAGAGUAAAGGCCAGGUCCAUAUCCCUGGUGUGGGGGACUUUGCGGUGGCAGACAUCAGCUUCCUGCCAGACCCCUGCGCUCUGCCUGAAGCGCAGAAGAAGAGGGCGCUGAACGAGAAGGAGCGGCUGCUCUACGCUCCCAUGGCAGGGGUCGGGGGUGUCGUGUACGAUAAGGACGCAGUGUACAUCGACCUGCCCGGCGGCCACGUCAAUCAAGAACAGGAGGAGGUCCGUCCCACCACAGAGUUGGUCCAAUCCCUCAUCAGUACACACACCACCCUGGAUGCCAAGAUGGCCGCCAGCAAAGUGUCACUGUUCACAGGGGCGGCUGCCCUGACCCCCGGGGAAGUGGAGGAGGAGGAGAAUGGGCUGACGUCAGGACCCCAGGAGAGCCGAGUCUGGGACCCUGAGACACAGAGAGAGAGGAGGAAGGCUGUCUUCACUGAAGAGGAAGAUGAUGAUGACGAUGAUGACAGUGAGGGUAGCAGUGAAGAAGAGGGGGAUGAGGAAGAAGAGUCUGAAGAAGAGGAUGAGGAAGAUGAGGGGGGAAACAAAAGGGAAAAAGAAGAAACGGUUUUGAAGAACGAGGCAAAGGUCAAAACUGAACCAAAAGAGAAGCAAGGAAUAAAGACCAUCCCUCCAGUGAAGAGACAGAAGAUGGAGGAAAGGAAAGUGGAGAAAGAGCCAGUGGUGGAGGUACCUGCCUUUGCAGACAGUGAGGAUGAGCUGGAAAUGAGUGAGGAGGAGGAGGAAGGGGGGAAGGGAGAGCAGGAGAGUGAAGGAGAGGAAAGCGAUUCGGAGGGGGAAGUAGACGGUGCAGUGGAAAAGGGUAAUCUCAAACCGAUAGACUCGGGUCAUUGCUCGGAGGAGGAGGAUGCGAGUGAUACAAUAGAAGAUGACUGCGAAACCAAUGUCUCGGGCAAAGAAAGCAAGAAGUCGAAUGCCAUCUCCAAAAUGGAAGAGGAAGAUGAGGAGAUGGAGGGAGGAGAGCUGUGCUAUGAAAGUGCAGGGUCACUGCGGUGGAAGGAGGGCCUGCAACAGAAAGCGUCGGAGGCCUUUCUACGGCAACAGCGCGCCGCCCCCAACCUGCGUAAACUGGUGUAUGGCACAGUGGGAGAGGAUGAUGGUGAUGGGGAGGAGGAUGAGGAGGAGCUGGGAGGGCUGUUUCGAGUCAGCCGCCCCGAGAAGGGCAAGAAGCAUCGCGCGGACGGAGUGGACUGCGCCCGUUUUGAUCCCGAUGACGCUCGCAAUUGGGACCUGGAAGAGAUGCUGGACUCGAUACGGGACUGUUUUGUGACAGGGAAAUGGGAAGACGAUCAAGAUGCUGCUACAUUGCUGAAAGAGGAUGAGGAGCUGUAUGGGGACUUUGAGGACUUGGAGACGGGGGAAGUGCACAAGGGGAAAGCUGCCAAGCAGAAGGACCAAGCCAAGGAAGAAAGUGAGGAGGAAGAGGAGGAGGAGAAGCUGAUGAAGGUGGACGACGAGACCCAGAAGAACAAGCGCCUGGAGAAGAAACGGCGGCUGAAGGAGCGUUUCGACACCGAGUACGACGACGGAGACGCCACCUACUUUGACGACCUCAAGGAGGAGAUGCAAAAACAGGCAGAGCUGAACCGGGCUGAGUUUGAGGACGUGGAUGACGAGACACGGGUCCAGUACGAGGGCUUCCGGCCUGGCAUGUAUGUCCGUCUGGAGAUCCCCUACCUGCCCUGCGAGUUUGUCACGAACUUUGACCCCCACUAUCCCAUCAUCCUCGGGGCUCUAGGUGCCAGCGAGGGGAACGUAGGCUACCUGCAGAUGCGGUUAAAGAAACAUCGAUGGCACAGCCGGAUCCUGAAAACGCGCGACCCCCUCAUCCUGUCCCUGGGCUGGCGUCGCUUCCAGACCAUCCCUUUGUACCACAUCGAGGACCACAACGGGCGCCACCGCCUGCUCAAGUACACACCGCAGCACAUGCACUGUGGUGCCACCAUCUGGGGUCCCAUCACACCUCAGGGUACUGGCUUCCUGGCUGUGCAGUCAGUCGCAGGAACUAAGACCAGUUUCCGCAUCGCAGCUACAGGAGUCGUCCUUGACCUGGACAAAUCGGUGACCAUAGUCAAAAAGCUCAAGCUGAUUGGCUACCCAUACAAGAUCUACAAGAACACAUCAUUCAUCAAGGGGAUGUUCAACAGCGUGCUGGAGGUGGCGAAAUUUGAAGGGGCCUCCAUCCGAACAGUCAGUGGGGUCAGAGGUCAAAUUAAGAAGGCCCUGUCAACGCCGGCGGGAGCCUACAGAGCCACGUUCGAAGACCGGCUGCUGAUGAGUGACAUUGUGUUCCUGCGCUCCUGGUACCCGGUGUCAGUCCCUCAGCUCUACAACCCCGUGACCUCCCUGCUGAUGCCAGCGGGCCAGAAGGACAGUUGGUCGGGCAUGAGGACGGUGGGCCAGUUGAAACACGACCUGGGGAUCCGCAACAAGCCCAACACAGACUCGCUGUACAAGCCGGUGGUGCGAGCGCAGCGCCACUUCAACAAGCUGCACAUCCCCAGGGAGCUGCAGAAGGCAUUGCCCUUCAAGAGCAAGCCCAAACAGGACCAGCCCAAGGGCAAGACGCCCAAGGACCUCCAGAGGCCCGCUGUCAUACGGGAGCCCCACGAGAGGAAGGUAGCGGCGCUGCUCAACGCACUGAGCACAGUGCACAACUACAAGAGCAAGAAAGCGCACACGGCGCAGCACGCUAAGCACAAGGACUUCCUGCGGCAGCGGGACAAGGCGGAGGAGGACAAGCUCAAGAGGCAGAAGGAGGCAAAGAAGAAGCUUUACCGUAUGAUGGGCCAGAAGGAGAAGAAGAGUCAGAGGUCCAGUCUGAAAGGGGCCCCGCUUGAUGACUGAUUUGUAAAUCAAUGUGACUCUCUUAAAGACCAGUGUAAUAACUUUUCGGCCUACCAAUGUAAUGGAAUUAAUCCUCUGUUUAAGCAUAAUCUGUUGGGCUGCAGUGGAGUAGGGUGAAAUCGCCUGAUGCUGAUCUUGGGUCAGUUUAGCAGUUUCCCCGUUAAAGGGAUACUUUGGGAUUUUGGCAAUGAAGCCCUUUGUAUUCUUCCCUAGAGUCAGAAACUCAUUCAUGGAUACGAUUUUUAUGUCUCUGCAUCCAGUAUGAAGGAAAGAUUGGGGGAGGGGAAGCUUAUCCUAGAUCUGUACCUAGGGGGAUCUUCACCCAGAGGGUCUGCAGUACUGGGGUAGGAGACAGUGCAAAUGCAAGGAAUGGAUGAACAUCCUUCAGCUUCUGUAGCCUGGUUGUGUAAUGUGGUUUAUCAACGCCAGUUAUUGACACCUCAUUUUGAGUGGUUCCAUAGUGGAACUAGAAAGAACUGUAUAUUAGUUCAAUCUUGGCCACUUUUCCAGCUUCAAUCUUGCGUGGUGUUUAAAUAUAAAAUAAAUUACAAAAAUGGUAUGCGUGUGCCUUAACUCUAAAAGAGCAUAAAAGUAAAGUGUAAUUCUAUAAUAUAUUUUGAUCGAGUAGAAGUUUCAUAAUGGCUAGGUUGUUAGGAAUGCACUGAUAAGUGGAAGCACAUGGCAUUUCAGCCACUUUGAAGUUGUGCCUGUUGUCAGAGAGAACUCAUCAUGGAUAUAACCUGUUUUAGCAUGGACAUUGGACUUCCACCAUUUUAAAUAAGGUCUGUGUUCCGUGUAGGCUUAACUUGGCAGGACAUUUUGAUAACCAUGUAAAUGUUGGUAAAUAAGGUGACAUCAAUAUAUUCGGCUCUAUUUACACUCAGAUUCUAAAAUGCUAAUUAGACAUCAUGCAAGACUACAAAUCCCUACAAGAUCCUGCACGUCAUCUCUGACACCUUUGCUAACAUGUAUUGUGUCAAUUUAAAACUUGCACAAGGCAGCUCACAGAAUUGUCAAUUUUAAAGACAUUUAUUCAUUACUAAAUUUAGCUAACAUUAGAUAGUUAAUCCAGAGAUUCUUACCUUUGCCUCUAUUCGGCAGUCUCGUUCAGAUCAUCGUGGCAUUUGUAGUUCUUUAUGAUGGCACAUUAGCAUUUCAUUUUGGGGGGGUUAAAUACAGGCAAAUAUAUUGAUAAAAGCCACCUUGUCCUAGACUAGAGAGAUUUUACAUGGUUAUCAAAAUAUCACGCCAGGGUACGCCGACACGAAACACGGCCCUUAUGAUUUUCUAAAACCCCCAUGGAGAAAAAUGAAUGGUGGAAAAGCGAUUGGAACCAUUUCCUUGUUUGACCACUAGGUUUUAUGCAGGGAUGCAAACUCGUGAGGGCCCAAAAAGGUGACACUUUUUUUCUUUGCAGUGAGCAUGCAAAAAAAAAUCCUGCUAGGGGGAAAUGCAGGUUUAAACAACAAAGAAUAUGAUCUACAUGAUCAGUCUGUGUAAAAUAAAAAGUGGUUAAUGUGAACCUAACUCACAGCUAAAAAAUGUCAAAGCAAUCCAAUGUUAUUUGUUGCCUAGACUUUACAGCAAAUGACACAGGUCUUGAGAAGAAGAAAAAAACACAAAUUUUGCAGUUAGCCAUGGCAGCCUUUAUAAUAGAACGCUUGUGACCACACACACACAAAUAUUGCUCUUGGGGAAAAAACUUCUUAAAGUAGAAAUAGAACGAAACUAACAGCCAUUCUAUUUUUGCUCUAUUAUAGUGGUCACUAUAGUAGACAUUGAUCAAGUACACAAGCCUACAUGUGUGCAAAAAUAUCCUGAGUAAAAAAAAAUCUAAUCCCACUCAGAAACACACGUGUUACUGUCAAGUUCAACAAAAGCAAUAUCUUUGGGCUACACUGCACAUUAUACACUUUCUGCCUGUAGACAUCUGUUCUACAAUGUGCCAACAAAAGGUCUCUUUCAGACAGAGAGUACAUUUGUAUCCACUGUAGUGAGAAAGAGGGAAAGUAUGUGGUGUAAUUUUCAACUCUUUCUAUAGUGGCUUACACGAGUCACGUAUGUCACCUAUUUUGGAUUCAAAAUGGCGAAUUGGGCCGAAUGGUGACUAGUUUGCUUCCCUGUUUAUGGGUAUGAUGACUCAACCUGUGGUACUUUUGGUACUGUCAGAUACAAAAAUGAGUCCUCUGUCUCUAUGGCCUGUUGUCACCCGUAUCUGCCCUCUCGUUGGCUACAAUGGUCCCACCUGAUCUCGCCUCCUUCCACACCUGCCAUCCAUCUUUGAGAACAUGUAUUUUCAUUGUUAGUGGUCAUUCGAAUAUAGAUUAACACAGUUUAAGGAGAUUUUAUACGCUGUGUUCUGAGAUAGUCGAUUAACAUGACCUUUUAUGAAUGCUUCAAUGUUCACAAAGUGACAUCAGCGGAUGAACAUGAUCUCAGAAUAAAACGUGUAAAAUCGAAGCCUGUGUUUACCAUAGACUUUUUCAGUAAAAAAAAAAAAGUUAAAUAAAGUGUAGCAUGUUAGGAAAGCAUUUUCACGAACCCUUUUGUAAACGCUGCGUGUAACACAUCCGGUGUCAGGAUAAAUAAAAAGCAAGGUCUGCUAACUUUCUUUAAUUACCGCAAACAAUGAAUGGCAAAUGCAAUUUUCGUAUAUACGGGUUCGCUGUAUCACCACGCAGGGUUAACAGGGAACUGCAGGAAGUACGUAAACAGCUGUUCUUAUACCGUGAUGACGUAGUUCCAACGCGUCUGUUGGCAUAUCACAGUAGAGGCUGGGCGUGGUUUAGACUUUGCCCCGCCUUUGCUGGCCCUCGGAUUUGUCCAAGCCCCUUGGCGCGUUCCUUUUGUCCACAUCUGGUUGCUGGGUAGAUUAGAUCCGUCUUGUGUCUGUCGAUUCUACACUGAAACAGAGAGAUGCACCCCUCCCCUCUCCAGAUUGUCCACAGCUUUUAUGGCCUGUGUUGGUCAGUCCUUACACCUACACACCCCCCCCCCCCCUGUAUUGUUUGUGUGUGUAACAAAACAUUAUUCAUCUUCAAAUAAUAUGCUAACAGGCUACAGUGCAUACACAUAAAUCCUAACACUUUGCCUAAACUUACUAGGUUAGAAGUUAAGGUUAGGAAAAGGGUUAACCUGCUACGAAAAGUCACUUUAGGUCGUAGCGGUGUGUUUUUAGGGAAUCUCGUGUGCAACAGCUGAUUACUAUGUCUCUAACUACAGUUAUUUUGCCUGGAUCUGACUCCUUCAUCUCAUCUGCAUUGUGCACUGAUAUGAUAACUCCAAAUAUCUGAAAGUACUAUUGUGGGUCGCUACCAGGGAGUUGCCUUCAACAAUCCAGCACCUAUUUUAAAUCCGUGCAGGUAAAGGAAAGAAGAAAAUUCCACUUCACGCUUGAUGCACUGUGGUACUACAUUUUGGUUGUCUGUUUUCAUUAACUUGUCCCCAUAGAGAAAGCAUAGUGAAUGUGUCAUUCUUUGUGGUAAAGAAUAUGGAUACAAUGGCAAAGAUGGUUAAGUUCUCAAAUGAUCUUACAAGCUAUGCAGAACAUCAACCAAAACACUGCAAGGUGGGCAAAAGGUGAAUUAUAGUGCUUUAUUAGUCUAUCUGCAGAUAUUAAACUGCUGCUUAGUCACGAAACGUGGCAAUUCCUUAAAUUGUGUAGGCAACGCCAUACACACAUCUAAAAAAAAAUAAACGGCCCUUGUUCUGUCACAAAUGUUUAACAAAAUUAGAUUUGAACUCUGCCGAUUCUCCACCGAGGUAAAGACAGUUUCAGGUUGGAUAUUCAACGGAUAUUCGCCUGUAGUCUUAUGUCCACCAACAGCAGUUAACAUAGUGACAAAUCAAAUUUCAAUAGCUAUUUAACCAUUACUCCUAAAACUUUCAAAGCUGGUUCUAGCUAACCUGAUGGCAUAGACACACAUUGCACACUUAUUUUUUGUCGAUUUACAUCUCGCACUUGAAAAUUAUUUAUUUACAUUUUUGAAUUUUAAUAGCUCCUUGGUCAUGUGACCUACUGAACUCAAAUGAGGUUCAGAAUGUCCACUCAGUGGGCCUACACAUUGCACACCCUUUAGUUUGUCCAUUUUCAUCUCACAUGUUUUUACAUACAUUUUUCUAAAUGUAAACUUUCAAUAGCUCCUUGGUCAUGUGACCUUCUGACUUCAUUUUGCAGAAUGUACCCUUCUAUAUUGCACACUCUUGUUUGUGUACUGUAAAAUCCUGUGGUGUAACGUACAUUUUUCAUAGUUCUCAAUUUCAAUAGCUCCUUGGUCAUGUCAAUUACACACCUAAGAAGCGUGCAGUGGAUAUACACCCAUAUUGCAUAUCCUCUAGUUAUGUCUCUUCUAUAUUGUUGUACAUUAAUAUUAGAUUGACAAUUAGGGGGUUCAGUCCAGUGUUGUGUUUACCCUUUUCUUUAAUAGUUAUAAUAAUUGGUAGUUCUAAGUACUUAUUUUCCCAGUUUUUUAUUUUUCCACAGUAUUUAACAGUGGUACAUAAUAGGAGAGAGACAGAUAAUAUCUAAUUUCGUUGUCAAUAUCAACCAUAAAGGGGAAAGUACGAGAGUCAUGCUAUUAAUUGUCCAAAGCAGGGAUGGAGAGUGAGGUAGGCUGCAGUGGGUUUGCUGGUCAUAUAUACUGAACAUGUAACCACAGUAAUGGUGGCCAGUAAAUCAAUGAAUAAAAAUGUAAUAUUGACAAACUAAACAGAAAUUGUAGACCUUUAAUCUUUUCCAACAUGUCAACAGACAUGUAACACUGAAAUGUUUCAUACUUAUUUGAAGUUAACUUUCUCUUUAUCCCUGGUUGAUGUGCAUUUCAAAGCCUCUUCAGUGUGGAUGGGGUAUAGCAUACAUUUUCAACAACAAAGACUGCACUUCCAGUUUGUGUUCUUUACUCUGUUGAACAAUUUUGUCUUCAUUCCUAGUUACAGCACAUGGAACCACCGUUGGCUUGCAAAACAUUAAAUCUAAAACAAAACAAAGUGUAACACGUUAUAAAUAAUAUCAAAUAUCAAUGCAGUAUGACGAAUAUCUAAUUAGCCAUCCAUUGUGUUAUAUCAUAAAUUGGUCUUGCAUGCUGUCGCUGUUGUCAAAAGAUUAUAAACAUGUUAAAUAAAGUUACUAACCCAGUCA
Salvelinus fontinalis (brook trout) is the source of this 9047-nucleotide messenger RNA. RefSeq names its product ribosome biogenesis protein BMS1 homolog. The transcript is spliced from 22 exons. NCBI's taxonomy places the organism in Eukaryota, Metazoa, Chordata, Actinopteri, Salmoniformes, Salmonidae. Gene Ontology annotation, biological process: ribosome biogenesis; maturation of SSU-rRNA from tricistronic rRNA transcript (SSU-rRNA, 5.8S rRNA, LSU-rRNA); endonucleolytic cleavage of tricistronic rRNA transcript (SSU-rRNA, 5.8S rRNA, LSU-rRNA). Bases 158 to 3910 code for a protein of 1250 amino acids. Gene Ontology annotation, cellular component: 90S preribosome; nucleus. Gene Ontology annotation, molecular function: U3 snoRNA binding; GTPase activity; GTP binding. The record is from RefSeq and is a predicted model, not a curated record.